CAAAUACCAAACACCUGGUCACUUUUUCUAAUUGUAUAUAUAUUUAAAGGGUUCUCUUCGGAGACCAAAGUUUGAAUACGUAGAGUAAUUAAUAACUCAACUCUACAAACCUGAUAAGCUUCAAUGGGGUCGAUAGAGCAUUACAAGCCAGUCAUGGUUAUGGUGAUGUUGCAGUUUACAUAUGCAAUAAUGUACAUAUUCGCUAGAGCUUCUCUCUUGCAUGGAAUGAGUCCUAGAGUUUUUGUUUUCUAUCGACAGGCUUUCGGAACAUUAUUCAUUGCUCCCGUUGCUUACUUUUUUAGGAAUAAAUCAGAGAGUAGUUCUAUGGGAUGGAAGAGCUUUUCGUUGAUCUUCAUUACAGCCUUGAUCGGUGUAACAUGCAACCAGAUGUUUCAAUAUGAAGGUAUGCACUUGACCUCAUCAUCAGCAGCAAGUGCUUUGACUAAUCUUAUCCCCGCUAUCACCUUUGUUAUAGCAUCCACUGUUGGGUUGGAGCCAAUAGAUGUUCGAAGCUUGAGAACUGUUGCGAAAAUAUUAGGGACGAUUUUGUGUGUCGCAAGUGCUGCUGCAAUGACAUUCAUCAAAGGCGCCAAGCUUAUAAAUGCGCAUUUGCCUUCAUCGAAUUCUUCAUCAUUAAAUGCAACAGGAAGUGAUAAAGUUUGGCUUCUGGGUUGCUUAUGUCUCUUUGUUGCCUGUUGUUGCUGGUCAUUUUGGCUAAUAAUACAGGUAUCAGUCACAAGAAACUACCCUGACCCCUUAUCUUUAUCGGCUUGGAUGUGUGUUAUUGGGACAAUGCAAUGUGCGGUGGUUACGUUGUUUACAGAUCCAUACUUGGAUGCAUGGAAAAUCAAAUCAUAUUUGCAACUUGGCACUUGUUUAUAUGCGGGUAUUGUUGGUUCGGGAAUUUCCAUAUGUGCACAAGCAUGGGUCAUCGAAAGAAGGGGUCCAGUAUUUUCAGCAAUGUUCAAUCCUUUGAACACAAUCAUUGUCACAAUCCUCGCUUCUAUAUUUUUACAAGAACAAAUAUACGUUGGAAGUGUGAUAGGUGCAAUUGGAGUCAUAAUAGGAUUGUAUGUGGUACUAUGGGGUAAAGCCAAAGAUGUCGCAAUGCUUAAAGAAGCAGAAGAAAAGAAGAUGUUAUCCGAAAACAAUAGAAUUAAGGUUGUACAAGUUUGGAUUGAUGAAUCCGAAUUGACUGAGCUCUUUUUACCACAUAAAUAAAAAAGGAUCGAUGAAGUCAUGCAGUGCAGGGGACAUUAGUACAUAUGAUCGCAAAUUGCACCUCAUAUCUGUGAAUUUUAAGAGAAACAAUUACAUAAUUGUUGAAUAUGGUUAGGUGAAAAUUACAAAUUACAAAUUUAAAAUCCAU
Messenger RNA from Lactuca saligna, 1369 nucleotides. The record is from the annotation of a GenBank genome assembly. NCBI's taxonomy places the organism in Eukaryota, Viridiplantae, Streptophyta, Magnoliopsida, Asterales, Asteraceae.